AUGGCGACACACGAGAUGUCCGAAGUUCCAUUCCUCUUAGAGAGGCACACCGGCUCGUUUGAUCAGGGCUCACCGGAGCCCCAAGACGACCCAGAGCGGGGAAUAUCAGACUCAAUGCGCCGUCGUCUUGUCAUCACAUUGAUUGUGAUCCUGCUGGCAUUCGAAAUAGGCGGCCAACUGAUUCCGGGGCCCAUGGUGCGCGUGAUCGAGAGCAUCUCCUGCGAUCGCUACUGGCGAGUACAUGGCCUCAGCGGCCAUAUACCAGAGCACCUGUGCAACAUCCCAACAGUCCAGACGGAGGUCGCAACAGUGAAAGGGUAUUCUGAUUUGCUCGAGGGCCUGCUGUCCACCAUCUGUGCCAUCCCGUAUGGGCUGAUGGCAGACCGAUAUGGCCGAAGACAAGCAAUCCGCCUCACUGUUCCUGGAUUCCUGCUCAAUGCAAUGAUCACGAAUUCGGCCCUGUGGUUCUCGAACACAUUCCCGCUCAAGGGUAUCUGGCUCGCCUCGUUCAGCUGGAUCAUAGGCGGCGGACCGGCGGUAGCACUAGUCGUCAUCUGGACAAUGCUGGCGGAUCUCACGACAGACUCCAAGCGUGCAAUGUUGUUUUUCCGUGUUGGACUUGCGAGUCAGAUCGCUGGCUUCAUUUCCAGCGCGACGAGCUCGGGACUCAUGGCACUCAACCCUUGGAUCCCGCUGCUGGUCGGGUGUGCGACUGUCACGGCUGGUUUAGGCUGUGCUCUCUCGCUGCCAGAGACGAUGAAUCUGGCCGUGAAGUCUCAGAAUGCAACUGUUUACAGGGACCAGGGAGUCGAGUCUGAGCCGGUCAAGUCGCCUCCAAGAUAUGCUCGUCUUCUGAGGAAGGUUGAACGCGUCAUCCAUCCAUAUCGCUUCAUCUUCAGCUCUCGUCUGCUGCUGCUUCUGCUCUCUUUCGCUGUAUUUCAAGUUGCACACGGCUCAGCUGCAUUCUUGACACAGUACAUCUCUACGCGCUUCAACUGGACACUUGCGCGUGCCCAAUUGCUAUCUUCCCUCCAUGCGGCGACUACCAUUCCGGUCUUUGUCUUCCUGCUGCCGUAUCUCUCGACGAAGGUCUUGAAUCGUCUGCCUCUAGCAUGGAGGGACCUCUACAUAGCCCGUUUCAGUAUCAUCUCUCUCACAGUUGGAUCACUCGGUGUCGGAAUAUCACCGUACAUAUCCGUAUUGAUCCCAAGUUUGUGCCUCCAUGCUUUGGGUGCAGGGUUUGCAUUAGCCAUGCGAUCUCUCGCAACGGCCUUGGUCAACCGUGAAGAAACUGCAAGACUGUAUGCGGCAAUUGAGAUAUUGCAGUCAAUGGGCACUGUCCUGGGCAGCUUAUGUUUCACGAAUGCGUUCAAGUCAGCGCUGCUCAUGAGCGGGAUCGGGGCUGGGCUGGUGUGGAUAUUGAGUAGUCUUCUGUUUGCUUUUGUGGGUGUUACGCUUUUGAUUCUGAGAGUUUAG
Molecule: messenger RNA, 1476 nt
Organism: Aspergillus puulaauensis
Lineage: Eukaryota; Fungi; Ascomycota; Eurotiomycetes; Eurotiales; Aspergillaceae
Product: MFS transporter
Exons: 2
Coding region: 1-1476 (491 amino acids)
Biological process (GO): transmembrane transport
Cellular component (GO): membrane
Molecular function (GO): transmembrane transporter activity
Source: RefSeq, a predicted model, not a curated record